AAACAACACUUAUUAUUUACUCCGCUGAUUUGAAUGUAAAUCAAUUACAAUGAUUAAAAUAUACAAAGUCUUCCUGAUUUCUUUAUCUUUUAAUUGUCAGCAAUUUACUUUUCAUGUUAAUCAAGUGAAAUGAACAAAAGAUGAGCAAUAAAUUAUCAACACAUAAAGAUAAUUGAAUAAUUAUAAUUGAGUGAAUUGUGUAAAAACCAUUUCAACGCUAAUGAAUUUAAUUGUUUCUCUUGUAAUAAUUUAAGUUGUUCAAUCAACAUUUCCUGAUAAAACUCAAAAUAUGAUCAAAUUGAUGGUUAAUUGUUAUCAUUAUUGUAAAAUGUUUUUCCUUUUAUACCUGAUUUUGUGUUUACCUUUGAAUGUAACAUUAGAUGAUCGAGUUGUAUUCAACAUUGGAGCUGUUCUCAGUUCUGGUCCUAAUAUCGCCCUGUUUUUACAGCAAAUCGAAACGGGCAAACUGAUGCUUCCAGCUCGAACUGAGUUGAUUGGUAAUACGGUUCCAAUGAGUGUUAAUCCAAUUCGAACUGCUCAAGAUGUUUGUGAUAAUUUAAUCUCUCGACAAGUUUACGCCGUAAUUGUGAGCCACCCGAAUACAGAGGAAUCAUCUCCAGCUUCGGUAUCAUUUACCUGUGGAUUUUACAACAUACCUGUAAUAGGUAUUUCCAAUCGAGAUUGUUCAUUAUCGAAUAAGAAUCUUCAUGGAUCUUUCAUGAGAACUGUUCAACCUUAUUCUCAUCAAGCUGAUGUUUGGAUUGAACUUCUUCGUUCUCUUGGUUAUCAAUCGGUCAUUUUUAUCCAUUCUUCGGACAACGAUGGUCAAUCGACUUUACAUCGAUUCCAAAACAUGGCCGACAGAAGUAAGAUCAAAAUUGAAAGGAUUAUCGAAUAUGAUCCAAGGGUAAUAAACAUCACUUCGGAUAUGAAUAAGGCUAAAGAAGAGUUAAGUUGCCGAGUGUACAUUUUGUAUGCCAGUCGAGAGUCGGCGAUGAAAAUAUUCAAAGAAAUCGAACGUCUCAAUAUGACCGGAUUCGGGUACGUUUGGUUGGUCUCAGAACAAGCACUUGGCUCAUCAAAUGUACCGAACGGUGUCAUUGGUCCGACUUUGAGAAAUGCUCGAGAUGAGGCUUCUCAUAUUCGAGAUAGUGUUAAUAUCAUCGUAAUGGCGUUGAGAAAUUUAUAUCAGCAUGAGAAUAUCACUCAACCACCAAAUGAUUGUCGUCGAACUGUUGACCAAUGGAUGACUGGAGUUACUUUCAUGAAAUAUCUGAAAAAUCAAACUCUAGAAAACGGAGCAACGGGAAAGAUCACUUUUGAUGAGAAUAAUGAUCGACGUGAAUCAGAUUACUCGAUAAUCAACAUUCAUUCAGGUAUUAAAACCGAAGUUGGUAAAUAUGUUUAUAAUCGUAAAACCGAUUCAAUGAUAAUGAGUCUAAAUGAAAGUGAAAUCAUUUGGCCUGGAGGCUCAUUAACAAAACCACCAGGUUAUUAUGUACUAACUCACUUGAAGAUUGUUACAAUUGCCGAAGCUCCUUUCGUUUGGGCGACACCAGUUAAUGAACUGGUCACCGAUUCUUCAACUUCAUCUCCAUCUUCCUCAUCUUCCCAAAUAACGACAUCAACCUGUCCACCAGGAAGUAUUCCCUGUCCUCGGAAUGAUUCAAUCACUGGACUGGAAUCAUUGUAUUGUUGCAAAGGCUAUUGCAUUGAAUUGUUAACCAAAUUAGCUGAUCAAAUGGGAUUCACGUACAAUUUAUAUUUGGUUCCUGAUAAAAUGUACGGAGCUUAUUGGUUCAACUUGGAAGGUAAAAAGCAAUGGAAUGGUUUAGUUGGUGAGCUGACCAACAAAAGAGCUGAUAUGGUAAUUGCUCCUCUGACAAUUAAUCCCGAGAGAGCGAAAGUGAUUGACUUUUCGAAGCCAUUUAAAUAUCAAGGAAUCGCCAUGUUACAGAAAAAAAUUCCCAAAGGUGCUAAGCUUGAUUCUUUCUUGCAGCCAUUUCAAAAUACCCUUUGGUUACUUGUUAUGGUUUCCGUUCAUGUGGUCGCUCUUGCUUUGUACCUUCUUGAUCGUUUUAGUCCUUUUGGUUCGUUUGGACUUUCGAAAGUGGCCACUUUAAGACCUGAUGAAGAGAAGGCUUUGAACUUUUCUUCGGCUCUGCUCUUUGCUUGGGGGGUUUUACUCAAUUCGGGUAUUGGUGAGAAAACACCGAGAUCUUUUUCCGCUCGAGUCUUAGGAAUGGUUUGGGCUGGAUUUGCGAUGAUCGUGGUUGCUUCUUAUACCGCCAAUUUGGCCGCUUUUCUGGUUCUUGAUCAGGCUGAGACCGAAAUCACCAGUUUGGAUGAUGCAAGACUUAGGAAUCCAGCUGAAGGAUUUACCUAUGCUACAGUCAGGGGAAGUUCAGUUGACAUGUACUUUAGAGGUCAAGUUGAAUUGUCCAAUAUGUAUCGACUGAUGGAUGAGAUCAAUAAACCAGACACUGAAUCUGCAAUUCAGGCUGUUAAAGACGGUGAUCUGAAUGUAUUUUUUUGGGAUUCACCUCGAUUAGAGUAUGAAGCUGCUCAAGAUUGUAAAUUGAUCAUUUCCGGUGAAACAUUUGGUAGAUCCGGUUAUGGUAUUGGUUUACAAAAACACUCAUUUUGGACGGAAAAUGUGACUUUGUCCAUUCUCGGUAUGCACGAAUCUGGAUACAUGGAGGGAUUGGAUAAUAAAUGGAUCCUCAAGGGCGAUGAAAAGUGUGAUAAAACUCAAGAAAACUUUCCGACCACUUUGGGAUUGAAAAACAUGGCGGGUGUUUUCAUGCUGGUCGCCGGUGGAAUCGUCGCUGGAUUUAUAUUCAUCACCAUAGAGAUUUCUUAUAAGAGGCAGAAAGCGAAAAGAUUUCGCCAAGUAAAUUCGGCGAAAAAAGCAGCCAAAAAAUGGAGGUCACUUGUCGCGAGACAAAAACAAAUGAAAGCUCCUUUUAAAGUACCAAUCAAUAUGGUCCAUCCAUCGACCUCAUUAACACUAUCAAGCUCAAUGAUUGGAUCUGGAGGAUUAACGGGUGCUGAUAUAAUCUCCCCAAUGACACCUCCGAAUGUGAUACCGAUCGGUCAACAAUCGGGACCUCCACCUACUCCACCUCCACCGUUACCUUUUAAAAGGACAGCUCGUGAUCAGCAAACACAAGAUCGUAAUCGUUUGGACUUGAUUGCGACCUCACCUUAUCCACCAUCCACCAGACCAGCUCCAGGUUUCCGUUUAUCGGCUCCUUAUACAGUUGAAAGAAACAUGAAUGAAAUGAUGAAAUCUCCGACUUCAUAUACUAUCUCGUCCAAUCUUCCUGAUAUUGGUCAAUCAUAUUCAUCACAACAACCACAAAUACCGCCACUUCCUCUAUCAUCUGGAAACAAUUCUGGUUCAGGGCAAAUGCCCUCAGAGGGUUUGUAUCAAUCAUCAGGUUACUAUCCAUCAACUGGUCAAGAUGUUCCGUCCGUUGGAGAAGUGGCCACUUCAUAUUCGAGUCAAUUAGACCCUGAUAUACCACCUCCACCACCACCGCCAUUAUCAACAUCACCACGACCUCCUCGAACUCCACAACAACAACACACUCCGUACAUGAGGCGAGUUAAAGGCUACUUUGCCGUCUGAAAUCGCGAACAAUAAAUAAAAUGUUUCGUUAACUAAUCAACUUAAUUUGAAAGGAAUAAUGUUCAAGAUCAUUUCUCAAAGUAGUUAAUUGAUGAAAGAACAAAGUUAAUUGUUAGUUUCACAAUCAAGUUAAAAUCUGUUUCUUCCCAAAUAAUUUCUGAUAUUAUGAUGAACAAUUAUAUCAUGUAAAUGGUUAAAAGUUUGAAACAAUUAAAUAAUAAACAGAAAAUGAAAUUGUAACGGUAAA
Messenger RNA from Panonychus citri (citrus red mite), 3881 nucleotides. Its product is annotated as glutamate [NMDA] receptor subunit 1-like. Bases 290 to 3634 code for a protein of 1114 amino acids. The record is from RefSeq and is a predicted model, not a curated record. Gene Ontology annotation, molecular function: NMDA glutamate receptor activity. Gene Ontology annotation, biological process: monoatomic ion transport; chemical synaptic transmission; regulation of membrane potential. The transcript has 4 exons. Lineage: Eukaryota; Metazoa; Arthropoda; Arachnida; Trombidiformes; Tetranychidae. Gene Ontology annotation, cellular component: neuron projection; synapse; plasma membrane.